This is a messenger RNA of Melopsittacus undulatus (budgerigar), 3642 nucleotides long. RefSeq names its product zinc finger and BTB domain containing 7A (gene ZBTB7A). The record is from RefSeq and is a predicted model, not a curated record. NCBI's taxonomy places the organism in Eukaryota, Metazoa, Chordata, Aves, Psittaciformes, Psittaculidae. The coding region runs from base 584 to 2227 and encodes 547 amino acids. Gene Ontology annotation, biological process: regulation of transcription by RNA polymerase II. Gene Ontology annotation, molecular function: RNA polymerase II cis-regulatory region sequence-specific DNA binding; DNA-binding transcription factor activity, RNA polymerase II-specific; protein binding. The transcript is spliced from 3 exons.
GAGGAGGGGGCAUGAGGGGAGAGGCAUCACCCACCCGGAGGCCUCGGCUCGGCCGCGGCUCUGGGGCUGGAGGUGACAGGUUGGGAAUGGGGAUCGGGCUGGUUGAACAUGGCCUUGCUCCUUGCGGGGGUUGGACGGGGUGAGCCUUGAAGGUCCCUUCCAUUCUAUGGGGCCAGUGGUGUGGAAGCGGAGUUGUGCUGCUUGCAGCUUGGGGUGUGUGCAGGGAAAACCCUUGGACCUGAACGCGAAACGGGACUCCCGGCACCUGGGACUUCCUCUUUACCAGUGCUUCUAAAUCCCAGCGUUCCCAUGCUGGAAGCGACAGCUCCCGGUGGGCACCCGCAGCCUCAGCUCCUGGAGCAGCUCUUGUGUGUGGGGCAACGACAGUUUCAGCUCAAGGACUCUUGGGAAGAGUUUGCUGCUGGUCUGAGUUCAGGAUUAGCCCUGUGCUGUUAAACGUCUGCUACCGAAACCGUAACUCAUUUAUAAGUGCUUUAUAGACACGGGCAGAGAAGGUCUCUGCCUAGAAGAAUUUACAACCUAAUGAGGACCGAAGCGGAGUGAAAAGCCUUUUGCAUCGAAGAUGGCGGGUGGCGUGGACGGCCCCAUAGGGAUCCCGUUCCCCGAUCACAGCAGCGACAUCCUCAGCAGCCUGAAUGAGCAGAGGAACAACGGGCUGCUGUGCGACGUGGUCAUCCUGGUGGAGGGCCAGGAGUUCCCCACGCACCGCUCCGUCCUGGCCGCCUGCAGCCAGUACUUCAAGAAGCUCUUCACCUCAGGGUUAGUGGUGGACCAGCAAAACGUGUAUGAGAUAGACUUUGUGAGCGCGGACGCGCUGUCGGCGCUGCUGGAGUUCGCCUACACCGCGACCCUGACCGUCAGCACUUCCAACGUCAAUGACAUCCUCAACGCCGCCACACUGCUGGAGAUCCCGGCGGUCAGGGAUGUUUGCACCGAUCUCCUGGACAGGAAGAUUCUGGCCAAGAAUGACCAGAUGGAUACAGUAGAUCAAAUUGAUCAGAGGAACCAUCUCAGAGCAAAAGAGUACCUGGAGUUCUUCCAGAGCAACCCCGUCAAUGGCCAUCAAGGCAGCUUCCCGUGGACCAACCCAGAGUUGAGAGACCUUCAGAGACUGAACUUCCGAGGCCAAGAGGAGGAGGAGGAGCCGGACUGCAAUGGUAUGGACUUGUACUCGCAAGCCCCUCUCAAUGAAAGACCAAAGGCGAAUGACUGUGAUCCUGACAGCAACCCAGCCAUGUGGCUGGACAGGGAGGAGGAGGAGGCGGCUCCAGGCUCCAUGUUCUCCCCUUCUCAGAAUGGACAUUACAGCAGCCGCGGCCUGGCCACACCGGGAGAAGAGGAGGGUACCCCGGGGGCCCCUCUGGACCAGCAGGAAACCAGUGACUCCCCCAGCUUCGUUCCUGCUGGAGCGGAGACGGAGGAUGACGGCAGGGAGGUGGAUGGGAUGGCUGCGAGUGCCCUGCUGCAGCAGAUGAUGAAUUCCGUGGGGAGGCAGCAGCUGGGCGAGGACGACCGCAAGGAUGACGAUGGGGUCAUGGAUUAUUACUUGAAGUACUUCGGCAGUUCGAGCGAGGGGGACGUUUACCCCUCCUGGUCCCAGAAGGUGGAGAAGAAGAUCAGGGCCAAAGCAUUCCAGAAGUGCCCCAUCUGCGAGAAGGUGAUCCAAGGAGCGGGGAAGCUGCCGCGCCACAUCCGCACCCACACCGGAGAGAAGCCCUAUGAGUGCAACAUCUGCAAGGUCCGGUUCACCAGGCAGGACAAGCUGAAGGUGCACAUGCGGAAGCACACGGGGGAGAAGCCCUACCUGUGCCAGCAAUGCGGUGCUGCCUUCGCCCACAACUACGACUUGAAGAACCACAUGCGCGUCCACACCGGCCUGCGGCCCUACCAGUGCGACAGCUGCUUCAAGACAUUCGUCCGCUCCGACCACUUGCACAGGCACCUUAAAAAGGAUGGAUGCAACGGGAUCCCGUCCCGGCGGGGCCGUAAGCCGCGGGUGAGGGAUGCCGCCGGUGUUCCCAGCACCCCACCGGGGAGCGCCGAAGAUGGGAGCUUCCCAACGGGUGGGGAGAGUCAGGAAUCAGAGGACACCCAGCAGAGGAACGGCCCCGAGCAGCAGCACUUUGAGGAGCAGUCCCAUAAUGAAGCGUCGGGAUUGAAUGUAGCAGGAGGGUCGGCUGAGGGUAACACGCAAGGACUCUCCUAAACCAAAAACAUAGCGGAUAAAGCAUCACGAGAAGAAAACAAACCCUUUUAGUUAGCGACUUUUCCUCCUGUUUUUUUCUCUUUAGAGAUGUUUCUCUCCCUUUUUUUUAAGAAAAAAAGAAAAAAAAAGGAAAAAAAAAGAGGGGAAAAAAGAAAACAAAAAAAUAAGAAUAGAUUUUACGUUUCCAAUCUUCCCAUCGUAAGUAAGCGGAUCCCUCGGUAGCCAAGGACCUUGGAAAGGCAGACGCUAGGCAGCACGGGGCGGGGAUGGAAAGUGGCUCUGUCGCAUGGAAAAGAGCUUCCAUGUAAAUCCAAAGCUUUAUUUUGUGUCCAAACACACGUUAAAAAGAGAGGAGAAAAAAAAUAACAAAAAAGUACUUAUUUCAGAGAUCUAUUUAAGAAAAAAAAGCAAAAAUAGCAAAAAAAGAGGUGGUAGGAGAGGAAGGGCUCGGUCAGGGGCUGGAGCAGGGCUGCCCCACUCUGCUCUAUGGGAAGCCAGAGCCGCAGGCAGCGGUGGCUGCUGCAUCCCAGGCAGCAUCCAGGGAUGGGGCUCAGGGUCUGUCCCGGCAGCCCCAUGGGAAGCUGGGAGAACAUUGCCGAAAAUUGCCUGAAAUUAGCCCAAUUCUGGGAGUUUGCAGGGUGGGACAUGGGGUUGGGGACACCGUUGUUGGUGUGGGGGCACCUGGCAUUGGGGACACCCAAUGAUGGGGAUACCCAAGGUGAUGCCACCAUCCCCAUGCCAGUGCCACCACCGAGGGUGCACCCAUCCCCAUCCCAGGGGGUCCCUGUGCUCCUGGGAAGGAGCCAGGAUGGAUCCGGAUCUGGCACCGGAUGGAUCCAGAUCUGGCACCGGAUGGAUCCCACUGGUUCCUUCCCACCCCCCCCCCCCAUAAUCUGCAGUGGGUUUUGGGUACCGGCAGCGCAAAAGGCCCCGAAAGCGCCUAAAAAUGGGCAAUUCCUCUUGGAAAAGGUUAUUUGAGGUCUCCCUUGAGGGGGCAGGAGGCCUUUGGGCAGGGAGGGGGGUGAGGAGCUGCACCCCCCGCUCCCCCAGCCCCCCCCUUCCCAAAUAGUAAAUAUAUAUAUAUAUAUAGAGAUGCUCUAUGGCUCGAGAGGCGGGUAAAGACCCCUUGGGGUUAGCGGAGGAUGAUGAGAAAAGGCACCUUUCAGCUGGUCACCUGUUUUCUAAAUGCACAUUUUUAACUGAAAUGAAACAAAAAAGAGAUUUUUAAGCCCUUUUAUUUUUUAAAAAAAGAAAAAAAAAAGCACUUUUCAGAUUCUCUUCCUUUUUUUUUGUUUUAUUCCCUUUUUUGGGUUGUUUUUGGUGUUUUUACUUUCAAAAGAGCAGGUUUUAUUGGCCGAAUGUAUAUGGAGAGGGAGUGAGACGGGAGCGUGUGCUGGGGGGGGCUGAGUGGUGGG